Tilletiopsis washingtonensis is the source of this 1295-nucleotide messenger RNA. RefSeq names its product DEAD-domain-containing protein. Gene Ontology annotation, cellular component: catalytic step 2 spliceosome; nucleolus. The transcript is spliced from 12 exons. The coding region runs from base 39 to 1229 and encodes 396 amino acids. NCBI's taxonomy places the organism in Eukaryota, Fungi, Basidiomycota, Exobasidiomycetes, Entylomatales. The record is from RefSeq and is a predicted model, not a curated record. Gene Ontology annotation, molecular function: mRNA binding; ATP binding; RNA helicase activity.
CACACCCCUCUCCGCACACCACUCAGUUGCUGCCCAUCAUGGCCGGCAUCAACGCAGGCGAUGCCAAGCUCGUCUUUGAGAGCAGCGAGGAGGUCAAGAUCGCGCCCACCUUUGACGCCCUCGGCCUCAAGGAGGACCUGCUGCGCGGCAUCUACGCCUACAACUUCGAGAAGCCGUCUGCGAUCCAGCAGCGUGCCAUUCUGCCGAUUGUGCGCGGGCGCGACGUGAUUGCUCAGGCGCAGAGCGGCACGGGCAAGACGGCCACCUUCUCCAUCUCCAUGCUGCAGGCCAUCGACACGACGCUGCGCGAGACGCAGGCGCUGGUGCUCAGCCCCACGCGCGAGCUUGCCACGCAGAUCCAGAGCGUCGUGCUGGCGCUGGGCGACUACAUGAACGUGCAAUGCCACGCGUGCAUCGGCGGCACAUCGAUUGGCGAGGACAUCCGCAAGCUGGAGCACGGGCAGCACAUCGUCUCGGGCACGCCGGGCCGCGUCUUCGACAUGAUCCGGCGGCGGUCGCUGCGCACCAAGAACAUCAAGAUGCUCAUUCUCGACGAGAGCGACGAGCUGCUGAACAUGGGCUUCAAGGACCAGAUCUACGACGUGUACCGCUACCUGCCGCCGGCGACGCAGGUCGUGCUCCUGUCUGCUACGCUGCCGCACGACGUCCUGGAGAUGACGACGAAGUUCAUGACGGACCCCAUCCGCAUUCUCGUCAAGCGCGACGAGCUGACCCUUGAGGGCAUCAAGCAGUUCUUCGUGGCCGUCGAGAAGGAGGACUGGAAGUUCGACACGCUGUGCGAUCUCUACGACACGCUGACGAUUACGCAAGCGGUCAUCUUUUGCAACACGAGGAGGAAGGUCGACUGGCUGACGGAGAAGAUGCGCGAGAACAACUUCCAGAUCAGCAGCAUGCACGGCGAGAUGCAGCAAAAAGAGCGCGACGCCAUCAUGGGCGAGUUCCGGACAGGCUCGAGCCGUGUGCUCAUCACGACGGACGUGUGGGCGCGCGGCAUUGACGUGCAGAACGUUUCGCUGGUCAUCAACUACGACCUGCCGGGCAACCGCGAGAACUACAUCCACCGCAUCGGUCGCUCGGGCCGCUUCGGACGCAAGGGUGUUGCGAUCAACUUCGUCACCGUCGAGGACGUGCGUAUCCUGCGCGACAUCGAGCAGUACUACGCCACGCAGAUCGACGAGAUGCCCGUCCGCGUCGAGGACCUCCUCUAAUGCUGUCCCGCCCCUGUACUUUUCCUUCGUGCCGUCCAAGCCAAAAUACUCAUGUCAUCGCUGCUU